This is a messenger RNA of Ziziphus jujuba (common jujube), 1254 nucleotides long. RefSeq names its product ferritin-3, chloroplastic. Lineage: Eukaryota; Viridiplantae; Streptophyta; Magnoliopsida; Rosales; Rhamnaceae. The record is from RefSeq and is a predicted model, not a curated record. Bases 209 to 1054 code for a protein of 281 amino acids. The transcript has 8 exons. Gene Ontology annotation, molecular function: ferric iron binding; ferrous iron binding. Gene Ontology annotation, cellular component: cytoplasm. Gene Ontology annotation, biological process: iron ion transport; intracellular iron ion homeostasis.
UCCCAUCCUCACUUCCGCACCACAUACACACAGACCUCCUUCACAGCCCUUCGUUUCCUUUGUUUUUCUCUGUCCCUUCGAACCGCAAACCUCAAACCUCUCUCUCUCUCUCUCUUUCUCUGAAUUUUUCUCUCCCUCUCAGUCUGUCUGUCUGUCUCUCUCUCUCUCUCUCUCUCUCUCUACAAUCUUGGUGUUCUUUGUUUUCUCCAUGAACAACAUGCUUCUCAAAGCCUCUCCGGGUUCUUCUCUCCUCGCCACUCAUGGGGAAAAUCUGGGUCCUCUGUUUUCCUCUGCUCCUUCAUCGUCCUUGUCAUUUUCUUAUUCGGUUUCUCCUCUGAAUUCGUCUUCUUCCGUGAAUUCGAUUCUUCGCUUCUCUCCGGCGAAAAAUGGAAGUGGGUUUGUGGUCUGUGCCUCUAAAAGUGCGAAUAACAAACCGCUUGCCGGCGUCGUUUUCGAGCCCUUUGAGGAAGUGAAGAAGGAGCUCGAUCUCGUCCCUACUGUACCACAGGUUUCUCUUGCUCGCCAGAAGUUUGCUAACGCCUCUGAGGCUGCUAUUAACGAGCAGAUCAACGUGGAAUAUAAUGUCUCCUACGUGUACCAUGCCUUGUUCGCCUACUUCGAUAGGGACAACGUUGCGCUCAAGGGUUUUGCCAAGUUCUUCAAGGAAUCCAGUGAAGAAGAAAGGGACCAUGCUGAGAAAUUGAUGGAGUACCAGAAUAAGCGAGGUGGAAAAGUGAAAUUGCAGUCGAUACUGAUGCCUCUCUCUGAGUUUGAUCAUCCCGAGAAAGGAGAUGCUCUGCAUGCAAUGGAGCUUGCAUUAUCUUUGGAAAAGCUGACAAAUGAAAAGCUCCUCAACUUACACCAUGUUGCUGAGCAGAACAAGGAUGUGCAGUUGGUAGACUUUGUCGAGAGUGAAUUUUUGGCUGAGCAGGUGGAAGCCAUAAAGAAAAUCUCAGAAUAUGUUGCUCAACUGAGAAGAGUGGGCAAAGGACAUGGAGUUUGGCACUUCGACCAGAUGCUGCUUCAUGAGGAGGGACAUGUAGUUGCAGCAUGAUUAUGAGUUUGAUGUUGUUCAGUUCCCUGUCACCAUUAUGGAGAAAGAGGGGUUCCAAAAAGUUUGUGGUGUUGGGUUGGUAAUUCCAUAGUUUUAUAGAUAGAGUGCUUCAUGUUCAGAACCUUUUUUUUUUGGUUUGUAAGAAACGUUCAGAACUUAUUAAACGAGACAUAAAUAAAUAUGGGCAAAGUUUUAGUUGA